Trypanosoma theileri is the source of this 2445-nucleotide messenger RNA. Its product is annotated as 62 kDa protein Tc-1. The coding region runs from base 1 to 2445 and encodes 814 amino acids. The record is from RefSeq and is a predicted model, not a curated record. NCBI's taxonomy places the organism in Eukaryota, Euglenozoa, Kinetoplastea, Trypanosomatida, Trypanosomatidae. The transcript has a single exon.
AUGAGUGUUCUUAUUGGUAAAAGAGAACUCUUCGCCUUCGCAGAGCGAUACUCCUCAUACCGUCUAAAAGAUUACACAGAUCUAGCGGAUGGUGUGGUGUUGUGUAGUCUCUUUAAUUUGGUAUUCCCGGACCUGCGCAUCCGCACCGCUAAUACACAGACCCACACGGUAUCACAGCGAGCACAAAUGAAUUGGACCGCACUUCGUUCAGGAUUAGACGCUGUUGGUAUUCCGCAUAUUUUACUGAAUCGCGAUGCUCUUUUAAAAGGUGAUGCAGAAAAGGGAUUUUCUGCUCUAGUGCUAUUUUAUUUUUUACACCACUUGACGAAACGCACAGACUUUUCAGCAGAGUUUGCUAUUGAUGUUACGACAGAACUCACUGAGUUUUUACAAUCUAUUGACUCUAUUGCAGCUUUAGUCGCUGGGGGUUCAAUGCCUCUUAGUGCUGUACCGCCGCCAUUGCAGGAACAACUCCGUGUUGCAGUCUUAAUGCGUAGAGGUCGGAGUAAUUCAAAGAGUAAUCAACGAAAGAAGACAACCACCAGCCUUUCCUCUGUUUCAUCCCUAGACGUUAGUGAAAUGGAAGAAUCUGAAGAAGUAGAAGAAGAAGGAACAUUUGAGAAACAGCUUAGUUUUAAUUCAGACAUGACAUCAAAGGAACCACAAUCCUUCAUAGAAGAAACCACACUAGCAAAAUUUUCGGCUAAUGAUAAAGAAAAUGUUGAUGAUAUUGUGAAGACGAAAAAAGAGAGUGUGAAUCAUACAUACAGCCAUACACAUACUAGUUGUUCUAAAAACAAAAAACAGAUAGAUCAUAAGGAAGAAGAAGAUUUAAUAAAUGUAUCUACAGUGCAACGUGAAGUUGAAUUACAAAAAAAAUUUAUUGCCAAAUCAGAAGAAUGUGAGGAACUAAAAAUGCAGAAUUUACAACUACUUUCUCAAUUAGCGAAACUUCGUUCAGCAAAUCCUAUUAAUACUUCUUCUACAUUAGGAAGUGUAAGGAGUGAUUCUGCUGCUAAUAGUACUGAUGCUACUGAAUGUAAGCAUGAAGAAGAAAGACGUAGGUUGGCACUAGCAGAAGAUGAGGUUUUACACCUACGCCAAAUUCUUCAAACUACAAAACAGGAAAGUCUUCGAAAUUUACCCCAAAAUAGUACCUUUGCACAAGAAUUAUUGGAAGAUAUCGUAGAUGCUGAAACAGGUGAGGUUGUAAAGGUUCAUGAAACUGCUACACUUUUGAAUGGUGUUAUUCUAGACACUCUCCGUCACUCUCCGAAAAGGCGACAAGAAGCACAAAAAUGGCUUUGGCUAAUUGUAUCUGCAUAUCAUGUGAUGGAAACACGACUUGUAACUGCAUGUGAUGUAGCCACAUUAGAGUUUAAACGACAAGAAAUAGAAAAAGAAGACAGUUAUCGUAAUAUUAUUAAUAAUAAUAAUAAUGAUAAUAGUUGUAUCAAUAAUAAUGUCUAUGCUUUGGAAUCACCAUCAACACCUGGUACUACAGCCAAAUCUGCGUAUGGCCUUCAUGAGAUGUCUUCUCCAACAUUGCCGUACUCAAACACUGCAGCUCCUGUACUUUAUGCACAGUUAUCCAAGAUGGAGGCGGAGAUGGGACGACGACAAAGACAGUUUGAACAGAAUCUUGCUGAAUUGCAUACAAAUGAAAAUAAUCUUCACCGACGUGUAAAACGAUUAGAGGAACAAAUACACAGUCUCAUGCAGAAAUUUGUUGAGCGUGAAGGUAAGUGGAAGUCACUUUGUGCCGCAAUUCAUGAGGCGGAACGUGCGUCCUUUGGCAUUGCAGAGGCGGAGACGGCGGCGGAGGUGGAGCGGCUGUUGGCGCAGCGGCAGUCGUGGUAUACACGCGCGGAUGAAGAGUCAGAGCAGUUGAUGCGCGGAGCCGUGAGUGUUGAUUUAAAACAGAUAGUUGAAGUGGAUAUAGAUAUGGAUGGUGAAAAGGAUGAUGGAAGUACGAGUAGUAAAAAGGAUGAGAAGAGUACCAAACGUAAAGAUGAGAAGAGAAAGGACUCUUCUGGAUUAUCUGGUGACCAUGAUGUGUGUAAGGCAAUGCAGAUACUCGUCCAGAGUGUCACACAAGAUAGAGAUAGACUGCAGAGGGAAGUGGAGACGUUGCGUAGAGAAUUGCAGGAAGCCGCACUUUUACUGCAGCCACCAGAGAAGCAGGAGCGUACAAGUAAGCUGCAGGAGGAUAUACACAGUCGCAUUGUGGAACAGAGGGAGUAUGAAGAGGAGGAAGUAUGGUUCGUGCGUGCUAAUAAACGGGCACCGUUUACGCUGAGUUGUCCAUCAGCAAAUCAAACACCAUUGUCUACACAAAAAUCAAAGUACAAUAAUGAACGAGAUGCUAAUAAUAUGACAACAUCCAAGGUAUCGUUUGGACGCAAUCUCUCAGCACUUUUGGCAUCUGCAACCCCAUCAAAGUGA